Linum trigynum is the source of this 3026-nucleotide messenger RNA. Lineage: Eukaryota; Viridiplantae; Streptophyta; Magnoliopsida; Malpighiales; Linaceae. The record is from the annotation of a GenBank genome assembly.
UUACGGAAUCAACACCCAAUUUCCAGCUUUCCCUUCCUUCCUUCCGCCAUUGGAGGCCCAAUAUCUUGUUAUUUGUCAGAAAGCAACCGACCACCAAAUUCCUCAGCUUGUCAUUGUAAUUUUCUUCUGACCCUUUCUUCUUCACAUCACUCUGCACUGCACGAAUCAUCAUCACUCCUCUCGAGAAAGAUUAAAAAAAAGGAAAAUAAAAUCAUCACUCCUCUCGAGAAAGAAAGUUCUUCAAUUUGUUUCAGUUUUAUGCUUUUUUAUUAAUCGAUUUCCCAUUUCUGCGUCAUACCCUUAUCCUCCCAAUUCAAUUCCUCCGCCAUAUAUAUGCAUUCUCAAUUGACUCGUACUUAUCUCUUCGCCCUCCCCUGUUUUUCUUUGUGAUCGAAAACAGAGUGUGAAAGAGAGAGAUGGCUUCCGGCGGGGCGAAUAACAACGGCGGGGAAUUCAGCUUCGCGUCAUCGCCGAAGACGACGGGGAACCGCGCGGGUGCUGGGCGCAACGGGCUGCCGAAGAUCCAGACGCAGGACAACGGCAAGAAGCUGAGCAGGCAGAGCAGCGCCGCCGCCAGAGCAGAGGAUUUGUGUUACGACGACAGUGCGACCCCGGUGAAAGCGCAGACGCUGGAUGAGCUCCAUUCGCUCCAGAAGAAGAGAUCCACUCCUUCCACUCCCAUCACCGCCGGCACCACCCCAGCCGGCGCUGCCGCGAAUCAGGGCGCCUUCUUCACCGCCAUGUCGGAGGAGGACCGCCAGCGGCAGCAGCUCCAGUCCAUCAGUGCGUCGCUGGCGUCGCUGACUCGGGAGACGGGGCCGAAGGUGGUGAAGGGUGAUCCGGCGAGAAGCUCAACGCCGAAGGUGGCGCAGGUGGAGCACUACACGCCGUCGAUCAGCGUGACGGAUAGCUCCAUGAAAUUCACCCACGUCCUCUACAAUCUCUCCCCGGCUGAGCUGUACGAGCAAGCGAUAAAGUACGAGAAGGGAUCGUUCAUAACGUCGACGGGAGCACUGGCGACGCUGUCCGGUGCAAAGACGGGGAGGUCGCCAAGGGACAAGCGCGUGGUGAGGGACGAUACGACGGAGGAUGAUCUUUGGUGGGGAAAGGGAUCGCCGAACAUCGAGAUGGACGAGCAUACGUUCAUGGUGAACAGAGAGCGAGCUGUGGAUUACUUGAACUCUUUGGACAAGGUGUUCGUGAACGAUCAAUUCCUCAACUGGGAUCCAGAACACAGGAUCAAAGUCCGAAUCGUCUCCGCCAGAGCUUACCACUCCCUCUUCAUGCACAACAUGUGCAUUCGGGCCACUCCCGAGGAGCUGGAAAGCUUUGGAACGCCCGACUUCACCAUCUACAAUGCAGGGCAGUUCCCCUGCAACCGUUACACUCACUACAUGACCUCUUCCACCAGCAUAGACUUGAACUUGGGGAGGAGGGAGAUGGUGAUUUUGGGCACCCAAUACGCCGGGGAGAUGAAGAAAGGACUGUUCGGGGUCAUGCACUAUCUCAUGCCCUUGCGUGGGAUCCUGUCCCUUCACUCUGGCUGCAACAUGGGCAAAGAUGGGGAUGUUGCCCUCUUCUUCGGAUUAUCAGGGACUGGGAAGACUACCCUUUCGACGGAUCAUAAUAGGUACUUGAUUGGGGACGACGAGCAUUGCUGGAGCGACAAUGGUGUCUCCAACAUCGAAGGUGGCUGCUAUGCUAAGUGCAUUGAUCUUUCCGCGGAGAAGGAGCCUGAUAUCUUCAAUGCCAUCAAGUUCGGAACAGUGUUGGAGAAUGUGGUGUUCGAUGAGCAUACAAGAGAAGUGGACUACACGGACAAAUCAGUGACAGAGAACACAAGGGCGGCUUACCCUAUCGAAUACAUCCCUAACGCCAAGUUACCCUGCGUGGGACCUCAUCCGAAGAACGUAAUCCUUCUGGCUUGCGACGCAUUCGGUGUUCUCCCACCGGUGAGCAAGCUCAGCCUCGCGCAGACCAUGUACCAUUUCAUCAGCGGUUACACUGCUCUGGUGGCUGGCACGGAAGAUGGAAUCAAGGAACCACAGGCGACCUUUUCAGCCUGCUUUGGUGCAGCCUUCAUAAUGAUGCAUCCAACUAGGUAUGCAGCAAUGCUGGCCGAGAAGAUGCAGAAGCAUGGAGCUACUGGCUGGCUCGUUAACACCGGCUGGUCUGGUGGAAGCUAUGGAUCUGGGAGCCGCAUCAAGUUGAGUUACACCAGGAAGAUCAUUAAUGCAAUUCACUCUGGUGAACUUCUCGAGGCGAAUUAUAGUAAGACCGAGAUCUUCGGCCUUGAGAUCCCGACUGCCAUCGAGGGUGUUCCUUCUGAAAUCCUUCAACCUGCCAACACUUGGUCGGACAAGAAGGCUUACAAUGAGACGCUGCUGAAGUUGGGAGGUCUGUUCAAGAAGAACUUUGAGGUGUUUGCUAAUCAUAAGAUAGGGAAGGAUGGGAAGCUCACAGUGCAGAUUCUUGCUGCUGGUCCUGUUUUCUGAUCGAAUCGGGUUUCGGAGAAGAUGGAAAUAACGGAGGACGGAGGAGAAUUUAAGUUCGGAUAUCUGAAUUGAUAUGGACUUUUGUUCUGGUGAAACAUUGAUGUUUUCAGUAUUUAUUUACCAGUUGUCAUAUGAGCUAUAGCUUAUUACAUGGUCAUUCUCUAGUCCUCCCCUAUAUGGUUUUUUUUUUUACCUGUGACCAUUGUAAUUGUAGAACGUGCUUAAUAAGUCGAUCAAAGUUCAUUAUAUUCAGAUAGAUAGUAAUUUCGGGUAACGUUUGCAACAAUGGGGAGCCCUUUAGGCUUCAACAAGAUUUGCGUAAUGUGAUUUCAUCAAUGGUUUACCGCUUUCUCAGAUUAUGUUGUAAGCUAGGUCGAUUUCCUAUGGCUAUGGGUGAAGGCUGGAAGGUAUUUGGUUACUGAACACGUCCCGUUACCGACGGUUUGAGAAAAGGGAUCAAAGAAGGCUCGAAAGGCCGAAAACAGUACCAAAACCAAGUAGUUCAAUUGUGAACAAAAAUCGGUGAAUUUU